AUGCAGGUCUGGCGGAAACACUUCGACUGUCUCUUGAACAACCGUUCAGUGAUCGACUGGCCUACAUUGAACGGCCGGAAGCAGCAGGAUGUGAAGGCGGAUCUGGCAGAUACGUCGACACCGGAUGAGACGCAGAGAGCACUUGCUCAGCUGCGAAACGACAAAUGUGCCGGAGGUGACGUGAUCCCACCUGAAGUAUUGAAACACGGUGGACCCGCGUUGUUGACUGCUCUGCACCACUUGGUGCAACGCGUGUGGAUUGAGGAGGAGGUGCCUGCUGAGCUGAAGGAUGCCCUUGUGCUACCAGUGUACAAGGGCAAAGGGAGCAAGCAAUGUUGCACGAAUUAUCGUGGCAUCAACUUGCUGAGUUGUGUGGGCAAGGUACUUGCCCGAAUCCUGCUCAAUCGCCCCGUGAGUCAGAUUGUGGAACCAAAAGUGGCGGAAGAGCAAUGUGGAUUCCGUUCGGGUCGCAGCACUAUAGAUAUGGUGUUUGCGGCUCGUCAGUUGCAAGAGAAGUGCAGAGAAGGACACCAGCCAUUGUACUCGCUAUUUGUUGAUUUCACCAACGUAUUUGAUACGGUGAACCGCGAGGCACUGUGGCUGGUGUUGGGUAAGUUUGGUUGCCCGCGUAAGUUUGUAAGUUUCAUUGAAUGUCUGCACAGUGGUAUGCGAGCGAGGGUGCAGCUGAGUGGAGAGACCUCGGAUGACUUUGCGGUUGUCUCUGGUGUAAAGCAAGGCUGCGUGUUAGCUCCUGCCCUGUUUAAUAUCUAUCUUCAUGCAAUGUUGUCUUGUGCUUUUGAUGCGGCUUGUGCUUACGGUGUUCGUGUGGAGCACCGUAUUGAUGGUGGGUUGCUGAACAUCCGUCGUUUCGGUGCGAGAACUCUAGUCUGUGAGACAACUAUCCGUAUGUUGCUGUUUGCUGACGACUGUGCGUUGUUUUCACACAGCGCGGAUGAGUUGCAGAACAUGACUAGUGCUCUGGCUUCGACAGAGGACAAAUUUGGGCUCACCAUCAACACAAGCAAAACUGUCCGUCUCUUUCAGCCUUCACCGGAGGUGCAAUCUUCAAUAUUGCCGCAAAUCAGCAUUGGUGCUGAAGUAUUGGAAACCACCUCUCGUUUCUGCUACCUUGGGAGUGUGAUGUCGACUGAUCAGCAGCUACACGUUGAGUUGCGUAUUCGCGUGUCGAAGGCGGCAGUGGCAUUCGGGAAACUUGAGUACCGAGUGUGGAACAACCAUCAGCUUAGCAUUGGCACGAAGCUGAUGGUGUACAAAUCCAUGGUACUGUCCGUUCUUCUAUACGGCAGUGAAACGUGGACGAUGUACCGUCGGGAUGUGCGAUAUCUCGAGCGGUUCCAUCAGCAGUGUCUGCGACGAAUUUUGCGGAUCGGCUGGGGCGCCAGAGUUGCAGACACGGAAGUGUUGCGCCGAAGUGGGAUGUAUGCAGUGGACGGCAUACUUUUACUGCGACACCUGAGAUGGCUCGGUCAUGUGAGCCGUAUGGAUUCGACGCGAAUAGCGAAACAACGUUUAUACGGUCAGGUGAGUAUAGGGAAGCGGCAAGCUGGGAAAGCAAAGUUAUGUUACCAGGACAUGAUUAAAGUAAGCCUCACACGUUCUAAUCUUGAUUGCAGAUCACAGAAAUCGAAGGCGCUUGAUCGUGGUGCAUGGCGCGAUCUAAUCACGAAGGCAGUUGCUGAGGUGCGGGAGAAAGCUCUCAUGCAUGCAGAGAAGAAGCGGAAAGUGCGGAAGCGGCAAGCACCAAUGAAUUGUACUCCAUCGACGUCGAGCGCAUGGUGCUGUAGAACAUGCGGUCGCGAGUGCCUUAGUCAGGCAGGCCUAGUGAGCCAUGAGAGAGGUCACUCGGGACCACUGCCGAAGCGCCGACGGGUCCCGCAGUGA
Dicrocoelium dendriticum is the source of this 1902-nucleotide messenger RNA. Lineage: Eukaryota; Metazoa; Platyhelminthes; Trematoda; Plagiorchiida; Dicrocoeliidae. The record is from the annotation of a GenBank genome assembly.